This is a messenger RNA of Medioppia subpectinata, 2778 nucleotides long. Lineage: Eukaryota; Metazoa; Arthropoda; Arachnida; Sarcoptiformes; Oppiidae. The record is from the annotation of a GenBank genome assembly.
GUAUUGGGCGACAGAAUAGCGAUUAUGUCUGAAGGAGUGCUCAAGUGUUGCGGUUCUCCGAUGUUUCUGAAGAAGCGAUUCGGCGCCGGAUAUCACCUCAGAAUCGCAAAGACAGACAAAUACAACAAACAAUCGGUUGACACGACUCUUAAGAAGUAUUUGCCGGACAGUCGUCUUCAAAGUGAGAUCAAUACUGAAGUGAUUUAUUCACUCGAAUCCGACGACCGCUCGAAACAGACCGACAAAAACAUAUUCCCGAAACUCUUCGACGAACUCGAGAGCCGUAAACAAGAGCUCGGAUUCAAUUCAUUUGGCAUAACUGUGACCACAAUGGAAGACGUGUUCCUCAAAGUCGGUUCCCAUGAAGAGGUGGACAACGGAAAGAAGGCUUCACAGGAGAAGAUUGAAAAGCAGUACAAGAAUGAGGACGGCUUUAAACUGAUCCAAAUGUCAGUAUUGGGUCUUCUGGUGAAGCGUUUCCAUUACAGUCGUAGACAUUGGGCGAUGUUGUUGUUCCAGAUCGUCAUUCCGGCCGUACUCUUCAUACUUGUCUUUCUGGCCGACAAUAGUGUUAAAUCUGUUGCCACUGAGAAGUCUAAGUCAAUAACACUGGAUCUCCAGGAACUAUACGGCCGUACGAUUGGAUUCUAUCACGACUUCGACCCAACGACUCACGACUUCGGCGCCAAUCACUACAUACCGAACGCUGAGAGACACGGCGUGACCGCAGACGUAUUGACCAAAACAACUGAUCCAAAGGAUUGGCUGCUGGAAAAGAGUCGCGUCUUUGAGCAAUACGUGAUGAAGUAUGUGUUGGGCGGCGCCGUCAGCAACACGUCCGGUACACUUAGCCCCCAGAUAUGGUUUAACUACGAGUCCACUCAUUCACUCCCGCUGUCCAUAAACUUGAUGUAUGAGUCACUCGUCCGCCAAUCGGUGCUCAAACUUAAGGACUUCACGAUCACCACAAUCGUAGAACCGCUCAAAAGUUGGGUCUUCACCGGCAGCGGUAAAGACAAAGAGUAUUACAAUGCUUUGAUCCAAAAUAUGAUUGCCGCCGGCGUCUCGUGCAUACUCUUAAUGCCGAUUACGUUACCAUUUUUGGCCGCCUCUUACAUCAUAUACCCCAUCAUUGAGAGGGUCUCGAAGUCCAAAGCCCUGCAACUGAUGACUGGUCUGUCUUCGGCCGUGUAUUGGCUGACAAACUACUUGUUUGAUAUAUUGAACCACUUGUUAGCGAUAACCCUAUUAUCACUUGUGGUCUAUAUGUUUGACGUAAACCAAGCGUUCUUCAAGGGCUGGCAGUCGGGCACCGCUUUCUUCCUAUUGUUACUGGCAUUUGGUUUGUCGUCGAUAUCCAUAGCCUAUUGUCUGUCCUUUUGGUUCAACUCAUCGCCAAUCGGUUUCUCACUAUUACUGGUGUUUUAUCUGGUGUUUGGUUUCAUUGUAAACGCCAUUUAUUCGGGCCUUUACUUGAUGACAACGGGAGGGGCGGCGUUAGCGGGUCCGACCACAACGAUGGGCACUAAACAAGAGGACGGUUUCUUAUUGAUCAUACAUGCGUUCCGAUUGAUACCCAUAUUCUCGUUAAACUAUGGCUUCACAAAGAUUUACAUGAUUAAUGUGAACAAACAGUUGUGCGCCAAACAAAUGGAUGCGAUUAGAGAGUCUUCCGGCCAUCUUUGGCCCGCAAACACGUUUCCCACCGAAUGGCCCGACCGGUGGCCGGCAUUUUUCCCGGACGCCCCGCUUUACAACCAGAUGACAUCGUGUAAAUACUUGAAUCCGUUGAUUUUGAAUCCGGCGGGCAUUGGCCGCGAGCUCAUCGGUUUGAUAGUAUCGGCGCUGUUAUUCAUAAUCGUGUUAUUGAUUAUCGAAGAAAAUCUUUGCCUAAUGUUUAGCCGAAAGAAUUACUCACCGAAUCUCCAUCUCGUGUCCAAUGGUAGUCAAGACGCGGAUGUGUUGGCCGAACGACAGCGCGUGGAUCAGGUCAUGAAGAGCCCGGAGCUGAGGGCACAGGAGGGCAUUGUUGUGGUGAAUCUGUGUAAAAGUUUCGACAACUUUCAAGCUGUAGAUCACCUGACAUUCGGCGUCCAUAAGAACGAGUGCUUCGGUCUGUUGGGAGUGAACGGCGCCGGAAAGACCACAACGUUUUCAAUGCUCACCGGAGAGCUGUUCCCCGACGACGGCAACGCUUACAUCGAUUCCGUCGAUUUGGUUCAACAGCCGAAGUCUUUCGGUCGCCGUAUCGGCUAUUGUCCACAGUUUGACGCACUUCUGGAUCGACUGACCGGUGAAGAGCUGCUCUACUUAUUCGCUCGAUUGCGAGGAAUACCCGCCGAACACAUCGACGCCGCGAUCACAGCAGUCAUACACGCCAUUGAUCUCCAGCUUCACUGCAAACACACGACAAAGAACUACAGCGGAGGUAAUAAACGUAAACUAUCGCUGGGUUUGGCGAUCAUCGGUCGACCGGCGCUCGUAUUUCUGGACGAACCGACGGCAGGCGUGGAUCCGGUCGCCCGACGCAAGAUAUGGCAAACACUGGAUCUGUUGAAGAAUCGCCAGAACUCGUCGAUAAUACUGACCAGUCAUUCGAUGGAGGAGUCGGAAGCCCUUUGCGCUCGAAUAGCCAUUAUGGUUAACGGGAAGUUCAAAUGCUUGGGAUCUACACAACAGCUAAAGUCCAAGUUUGGACAGGGAUUCACUCUCAUCAUCAAAAUGAAGAUCGAUUUGGUGACCAAAGACCAGUCGUACCCGAACCGAGUGGACCAAUAC